CACGCAAUGGAAGAGACCAAAAGUCUGUUUUAUUCACUGCCCGGUGAUAACGAGGAUGACAAGCAGAUACUAGAACCCGUGGUUUACAUGCAGAAAUCAAUCGAGCAAAGCUUGGAAUCCAAGAUACCAAUUGCUUUUAACGCGUGGUUAAAAGUACCGGAGGAUAAAUUUCGUGACAUUGUAUUUAUAUCACGGACAUUUAAUAUUUUCGAUUUCAUAUACGAUGACAUACAGGAUGAGGCAGGAAUAAGGAAAAACCUUCCACUAACUCACUCUACUUAUGGGAUAGCUAAUACAUUCAAUGCAGCAGGCUAUACUAUGAUCCUUGCUAUACAAAAAAUUCACGCGAUGAAUCAUCCACAGGUCAUGGAAAUAUUCCUAGAGGAAGUGUACAACAAUCACAGGGCACAGAGUCAGAAACUUUAUUGGAGAAAAAAUUACAUUUGUCCAUCUGAAGCUUCGUACAAGGCGCUGGUGCUUAGAAGAAUAGGAGCGCAUUUCAGAUUUAUGGUCCGUUCAAUGCAACUGUUUUCAAAUUGCAAAGAGGAUUUUACUCCCUUAGCAAAUAUCAUAGCGUUGUGCACCCAAAUAAGUAAUGACUAUUUUGAUUUUCAUUAUAACAUGGAUAUUGAUGACAAACGCUACGCCUAUGACCUGAAAACAGGAAAUUUCAAUUUUCCUCUCAUACAUGCUACAGAGAGUCAUCCAGAAGAUACACAAAUAAAGACUAUUCUGAGACGACGGACGAAGGAUAUUACAGUGAAAAGAUAUUGCGUCAAACUGUUGGAAGAGUUCGGUUCUUUUGCUUAUACGAGAAAUGUACUCGAAGAUUUGGAUAAGCAAGCAAGAAAAGAGAUCGAACGUUUGGGAGGAAAUCCAUUGUUCGAGGAAAUUUUGGAUAAAUUAAUGGAUUUGAAACAUCCACAUAAUAAGUGACGUUCUAAGAAUGGUAUGAAUGAAAUUUUAUUUAAAAAUGUAUUAAAUCUU
Molecule: messenger RNA, 987 nt
Organism: Colletes gigas
Lineage: Eukaryota; Metazoa; Arthropoda; Insecta; Hymenoptera; Colletidae
Product: geranylgeranyl pyrophosphate synthase-like
Exons: 7
Coding region: 7-936 (309 amino acids)
Biological process (GO): isoprenoid biosynthetic process
Molecular function (GO): prenyltransferase activity
Source: RefSeq, a predicted model, not a curated record